This is a messenger RNA of Lottia gigantea (owl limpet), 1620 nucleotides long. RefSeq lists its product as hypothetical. Gene Ontology annotation, biological process: leading strand elongation; regulation of DNA replication; mismatch repair. The transcript has 6 exons. Lineage: Eukaryota; Metazoa; Mollusca; Gastropoda; Lottiidae. Gene Ontology annotation, cellular component: PCNA complex. Gene Ontology annotation, molecular function: DNA polymerase processivity factor activity; DNA binding. The coding region runs from base 228 to 1013 and encodes 261 amino acids. The record is from RefSeq and is a predicted model, not a curated record.
AUCUGGCUGCUUGUUCAUCACUAUUUCCCGCGGUUGUGAAAAAAUUGGCGGGAGUCAGUGACAAAAUCAGCUCAGGGAAGGAGGACUGCGAAUCGGUUGUCUGUGUGAAUUAAUCCAAGAACAUCGGACAUUGAUUGGGAACCUUGAGAUCAUCAAACAUCUACGAUCAAAGCACCAUUUUUACUGUUUAUACCUUUGUUAUUGAUUUUUAAUUUCACGAUUUCACCAUGUUUGAAGCUCGACUUGUGCAAGGUUCUCUUCUCAAGAAGAUUUUAGAAGCCACCAAAGAUUUGUUGAACGAAGCGUUAUGGGACUGCAGUACAAAUGGAAUCACACUGCAAGCCAUGGACAGUUCCCACGUCAGUUUAGUUUCCCUGAAAAUGAGAAGCGAUGGUUUUGAAACGUACAGAUGUGACCGAAAUAUUUCCCUCGGAAUGGCCACAGCCAGUAUGUCUAAGAUUUUACGGUGUGCUGGUAACGAUGAUAUUGUCACAGUCAAAGCUGAAGAUGCUGGAGAUAAAGUUACAUUUGUUUUUGAAUCUCCACAGGGUGAAAAGAUGUCAGAUUAUGAAAUGAAAUUGAUUGAUCUGGAUGCUGAACACUUGGGUAUUCCUGAUACAGAAUAUAGUUGUGUGGUAAAAAUGCCAUCAGCAGAAUUCCAGCGAGUCUGUCGAGAUUUGAGUCAAAUUGGUGAAUCUGUUGUAAUCACCUGUACUAAAGAAGGUGUCAAAUUUACUGCCACUGGUGAUUUGGGAACAGGCAACAUCAAACUUGCUCAGAAUAUUAACACUGAUAAAGAAGAAGAAUCUGUCGUAGUUGAGAUGAGCCAAGGAGUCUGUUUAACCUUUGCUUUAAGAUAUUUAAAUUUUUUCACAAAAGCCACACCCUUGUCACCUCAAGUUACCCUUUCCAUGUCUCAAGAUGUUCCUUUAGUUGUAGAAUAUAAAAUUGGUGACAUGGGACAAUUGAGAUAUUAUCUUGCUCCUAAAAUUGAAGAAAAUGAUGACAAUUAAAGACCUAAACUGAGUACCCAAUGUGCUAUUUGUGUCGGGGGAUUUUUGACUUGGGUUGAAAGCUUUCACGUGUGCUAUUUGUGUAUAAUAGAAUGUGUAUAAACUGUUUUUAUGUGAUAUAACUCAACAAUAAUCAUGAAAUCAUUUCACUAUUGACUCACUAGUUAUUGUAAACUUCAAUAAAUUUUGUUACCAUCUUGUAAUUUCUUAAUUUUUUCACCAGAAAUUCAUUUUUCUGUGGUCUCUCCAGACCGAUAUCACAUAUUUGUCUAUUAUUGAUGUAUUGAGCCCUAUUUCAUCAGUGGUAAUUCUAUGUCACUCUACAACUGAUGUAUUGAGCUCUAUUUUAACAGUGGUAUUUCUAUAUCAUUCUACAACUGAUGUAUUGGGCACUAUUUCAACAGUGGUAUUUCUAUAUCGCUCUACAAUUGAUGUAUUGAAAACUAUUUAACAUUGGUAUUUCUAUAUCGCUCUACAAUUGAUGUAUUGAGUACUAUUUUAACAGUGGUAUUUCUAUAUCACUCUACAAUUGAUGUAUUGAAAACUAUUUAACAUUGGUAUUUCUAUAUUACUCUACAAUUGAUGUAUUGAAAACUAUUUAACAUUG